CUGCUUUUCCCGCCAAGAAGAAGACUGAGGAUGAGGAGCUGGUGAGGAAGAAGCUGCGGUUUGAUGAUGGAAACUAAAUGAUUCAGAUCUUUUUGUUUCUGCUGCUUUCGAAAAGCAGAGAUUAUUUUUCUUCCAGUGAUAAAAAGGACCGAGUCCGAACCACAGACAGUUUCCGGUUCUGAAGCAGGUUUUCAAAGAUGGCAGAAAAGAAAGCAGCUUUGAGCCGCAGAUUGUAGGAAAUAAUGAGCGAGUCUGAGAGGCCAGCCGGGCCGGAGCGGAGCGGAGCCCCGGAGCACAGCCGGACCUGGAGCCUGGGCUCCGGCGGUCCGAGGGGGAGGCUGCCCUCCCUCAGAACCAGAGACCUGACGCUAGGGGGCGCACCAAGGAAGGCCAAGAAAACCUGGGAGCCCAACGUCCACGCCGUGAGGAGGAGCAGAGAGGAGUUGCGAGCCCAAUUCCCAGCGGCUCCUAAGAAGGAGAAGACUGAAAGAAGCUGGAAGAGAAGAGAGAGCCGAGGAGGGAGGAGAAGCCGACCUCAGACCAUCCAGUCCCACUCCAUCUUUGAACACCAUCCUGCCUCCUCCAGCUUCAAAACAGGCCGAUCCGGUACCAGAAGUUUCCAGAACUCCUCCUCAUCUCCUGGCCGGCUGGUGAAGAAGGAAGGAGAAGCUUCAUGGGAGGAUGAAGGUCGUCUUCUCAGCAGGCUGCAGCGAGAUGAUUUCCUGGUAGAUCCAGAGCUGAGGAACGAUUCCAGCCUGCAGCCCGUCAGCCUGCCUCAGUACCGACCCAGCAGCAUCUCCAUGUCCACCGCCUCAGGUCCAGAACCGGCGCCGUCUCGAGGAGCAGAGCUCCGGACCGCGCCGUCCGAACCUCCUGAGCAGCCGUCUCUGGUGAAGAAGCUGCAGGACCUCAGUGUGGCUGAAGGAGAGCAGAUAUUCUUCAUGCAGUUCCCAGACGGCCUCCCUGCUGCAGAGGAAGCAGCUCAUGGAGGAAGAUCAGAGAAGGAAGGGAAGCUCCUUCAGCUCCAUCAGCUCCCUGAAGGAUUUCUGGGGAAACUGCAGAUCAGGAAAUCUGGGAAGGUUGAGCUGAAACUCGGAGAUGUUCUCCUGGACGUGUCAGAGGGAGCAGCUUUCUCCUUCCUGCAGCAACUGGUGUCGGUCCGUCUGACUGCUGGGAGGACUGGGAACCUGGUGGUGCUGGGAAACGUCCAACACAAGCUGGUUCUCUCUCCUGACUUCCAGUCCUUACUGGAUCAGGCAGCAGCAGCUCAGCCGUGAGGCCCGGUGGAGCCAGGACUGUUCUGGACCAGCAAUCCCUCUGAGGACCAUGUUUUAUACCUUUAACUUAUUCAAUAAAUGGAUUUCAUUAUUCUGAUCCAC
Molecule: messenger RNA, 1379 nt
Organism: Cyprinodon tularosa
Lineage: Eukaryota; Metazoa; Chordata; Actinopteri; Cyprinodontiformes; Cyprinodontidae
Exons: 8
Coding region: 243-1277 (344 amino acids)
Biological process (GO): transcription by RNA polymerase III
Cellular component (GO): RNA polymerase III complex
Molecular function (GO): DNA binding
Source: RefSeq, a predicted model, not a curated record